GGACCGGGGAGCGCUGAGUUCCGGCAGCGUGGGCAUCAGCCAGGAAGCUGUCUCCUCUGUCCUCCCGGCGCGGAAAUGGUUGUCUUGGUUACCGGUGCUAACCGUCUCCCACCUGUGAUUCCUUGUUGAGGGGCUGCAACCCGAGCUGCCCUCUGGAGACACUUCUAGCUCCUCUAAGAGGCGACUGCUCGAGUCUUCAACGUGAUAACUGAAGCUUUCCAGGUAGCUCGAGGCUUCUCCGUUUUCGCAUUGGUGUAGGAAUCCUCUGAUGCUGCCAGAUUCGGGUUUUAUCCUUCGCGCAACACGUGUGGGCAGUGCCAGUCCCUCACCCUUUGUAAUCCAGAAAAUUGAAAUAGAAUUGGAAACGAAAAGUGACCCAUAAUAAUUUAAAAUGUCUCGAAAAGUUAGCAAGGCAUCAAAAAAACUGAACAUCUCUAGCUCCCUGGAAUCUGAAGAUAUUAGUUUAGAAACAACAAUUCCUACAGAUGAUAUUUCCUCAUCGGAAGAGCAGGAUGGCAAGAUCAAAAUCACCAGGCAGCUAAUUGAACGGAAAGAACUGCUUCAUAAUAUUCAGUUACUGAAAAUAGAGCUAUCACAGAAAAAUAUGAUGAUCGAUAAUUUGAAGGUUGAUUAUCUUACAAAGAUUGAAGAAUUGGAGGAGAAACUUAAUGAUGCACUUCACCAGAAGCAGCUACUAGCCCUGAGAUUAGACAACCAAUUGACUUUCCAACAAAAGGAUGCCAGAAAAUAUCAAGAACUAAUGAAACAAGAAAUGGAAACUAUUUUACUGAGACAGAAACAACUAGAAGAGACAAAUCUUCAGCUAAGAGAGAAAGCUGGAGAUAUUCGUCGAAACCUGCGUGACUUUGAGUUGACAGAAGAGCAAUAUAUGAAGCUAAAAAGUUUUCCUGAAGAUCAGCUUUCUAUUCCUGAAUAUGUAUCUAUUCGGUUCUAUGAACUAGUAAAUCCAUUAAGAAAGGAAAUCUCUGAACUACAAGUGAAAAAGAAUCACCUGGCAGAAGAAUUAAGUGCAAACAAAAGUCAAUUGAAACAACUGACUGAGACUUAUGAGGAAGAUCGCAGAAACUACUCUGAGCUUCAAAUUAGAUGUCAACGUUUGGCCUUAGAAUUAGCAGACACAAAACAGUUAAUUCAGCAAGGUGACUACCGUCAAGAGAACUAUGGUAAAGUUAAGAGUGAGCGUGAUGCAUUUGAACAGGAAGCAACUGACUUAAGGAGAAAAUAUGAAAUACUUGAAGCCUCUCACAUAACUCAAGCUAAAGAAAGAAAUGAAUUAUCAAAAGAGGUGGCCACCUUACGACAGACUGUGACUUUGCUGCAGAAGGAUAAAGAAUAUCUCAACCGCCAAAACACGGAGCUCAGUGUGCGCCAUGCCCACGAGGAGGAUCGUCUGGAAAGACUUCAAGCUCAACUUGAAGAAACCAAAAAGGCUAGGGAAGAGAUGUAUGAAAAAUAUGUAGCAUCCAGAGACCAUUAUAAAACAGAAUAUGAAAAUAAACUACGUGAUGAACUGGAACAGAUCAAAUUGAAAACUAAUCAAGAAAUCAAUCAACUCCGAAGUGCCUCUCGGGAAAUGUAUGAACGGGAAAACAGAAACCUCCGAGAAGCAAGGGAUAAUGCUGUGGCUGAAAAGGACCGAGCAGUGAUGGCUGAAAAGAAUGCUCUAGAAAAACAUGAUCAGCUCUUAGACAGGUACAGAGAACUACAACUUAGUACAGAAAGCAGAGUAACAGAAUUUCUCCAUCAAAGUAAAAUAAAAUCUUUUGAAAGCGAGCGUGCUCAACUUCUACAAGAGGAGACUGCAAGAAAUCUCACACAGUGUCAGUUGGAAUGUGAAAAAUACCAGAAAAAAUUGGAGGUUUUAACUAAAGAAUUUUAUAGUCUCCAAGCCUCUUCUGAAAAACGCAUUACUGAACUUCAAGCACAGAACUCUGAACAUAAGGCAAGGCUAGACACUUAUGAGAAACUGGAAAAAGAGCUUGAUGAAAUAAUAAUGCAAACUGCAGAAAUUGAAGAUGAAGUUGAAGCUGAAAGGAUUCUUUUUUCCUAUGGCUAUGGUGCUAAUGUUCCCACAACAGCCAAAAGACGACUAAAGCAAAGUGUCCACUUGGCAAGAAGAGUGCUUCAGUUACAAAAACAAAACUCGUUGGUUUUAAAAGACCUGGACCAUCAAAAGAACCAAGUAACACAGCUUUCACAAGAGCUUGACAGGGCCAAUUCUCUGUUAAACCAGACGCAACAACCUUACAGGUAUCUCAUUGAAUCAGUGCGUCAGAGAGAUUCUAAGAUUGAUUCUCUGAAGAAGUGUAUUACCGAACUCGAAAAAGAUGUCAGCAAUUUAAGUAAAGAAAAGUCAGCUUUGCAGCAAAUGAAGGAUCAAAUGGCAUUAGAUUUGGAACAACUUCUAAAUCAUCGUGAGGAAUUGGCAGCAAUGAAACAGAUUAUCACUCACAUGCGUAGUAAGCGUUCCGAGGACAACUUACUUUUCACUAAAAUGGAAUCCAAAAAUGUGACAGAAAAUCAGAAAUCAAAGACUUUGAAUGCACCUAAAGAACCUGAAGACAAUGUAUUUAUACCCAAACCAACACUGUUUACCAAGAAAGAAGCACCUGAGUGGUCUAAGAUACAAAAUAUGAAGACCUAGUGUUUUGGACAGAUUCCCGAAGUUCUUUCUCUGAUGAGCAGAAAGUUUAUCUUAAUCAUGUACUUGACAUUUUUUAAAUAGCUAAAGUUUAUUUUAACUGAACAUUAAAUUAACAAAUUUUAUCAUAAUAAUCAAAAUACAUAAAAUGUAAAUAUUUGG
This is a messenger RNA of Odocoileus virginianus texanus, 2824 nucleotides long. RefSeq names its product progesterone immunomodulatory binding factor 1 (gene PIBF1). NCBI's taxonomy places the organism in Eukaryota, Metazoa, Chordata, Mammalia, Artiodactyla, Cervidae. Gene Ontology annotation, biological process: cilium assembly. The record is from RefSeq and is a predicted model, not a curated record. Gene Ontology annotation, cellular component: centriolar satellite.